AUGUUCUCGACAAGCAAGAACAAGUCAUAUCGGGACAGCUUUUCGUAUCGGGCAGGGAAGUCGAUGAGCAAGAAGCAGAAGUCAUUCAAGGAGUAUCCUUCGACGAGACGGAUCAUCACACAGCAGCCAGUCCAGCCAUCUUCAUCAGCGCAAUCGUCUCCGACGAAGACUGGCAGCUCACCUACAUCACCGUAAGCCAAACUCACCGAUGUCUCUCGUUUUGCUUCUCACGCUGUCGCAGAAACCUCAGCUCUGCCAUUGUUACGGUCGUAGUAGGCCCCGAACAGCGCCUCUUUGCCGCUCACGAAGACGUUCUUUGCAAGAGUCCCUACUUCGCCGAAGCCUGCCGGGCGCAGUUCUUCGAAGCCAACGGCAAACGAGUCGAGAUUCCCAACGAGGCACCCGAAGUCUUCUCCGCCAUCCUGGAAUAUCUCUACAAAGGUGACUACAGCCCGAAGCUGAACUACGAUAAGCGACAUGGCUCCUGGUAUCUUGAAGAGGACGACUCUGCUCGAGGCAUGAACGAGAGUAUCGUCUACACUGCAAGCGGAACAGCCAUCCUCAAAGACACCGUCGUAUACGUAAGUGCCUCUGCCCUCGAAUUAGUCAGUAGACCUACACUAACACUCUCUCCCAGUGUUCCGCCCAUCACUACCGCCUUCCCAACCUCCAACGCCUCGCCCUCAAAAAGCAAGGCCUCCAGUCCGGCGUGCAAUGCGGCACCAUCCUCUCUUCCGCUCGCUACGCCUACGCGAACACUCCCGCUUCCGACUCCAAACUGCGGGCCCACUACCUCGCCCUCAUCAUCCGGAGCAGGAGCACUUUCAAGCGAAGCGGGACGAUGCAGAUGGAAAUGGAAGCGGGAGGAACAGCGCUGUUCUUCGAUCUCUUCGUGGCGAUGGUGAACCAUCUCGUGCGUCAACCUUUCCUUCUCCCUGUCCCUUCCAUCUUUCCCUUGUACUCCAUUGGCUGACACGUAUCCCACGCCAGGAUGACAUCGCCAGCGCCGGCCGCACGCCACGCACCGCCUAA
Molecule: messenger RNA, 1032 nt
Organism: Lecanosticta acicola
Lineage: Eukaryota; Fungi; Ascomycota; Dothideomycetes; Mycosphaerellales; Mycosphaerellaceae
Source: the annotation of a GenBank genome assembly